UCUGUAUCUCGGCCUCGGCGCCCUAGGCGCAGGCGCUUACUACUUCUACCGCGCUGGCGGCGAUCCUAAGCUCGCGAAGGAGGAGAUGAAAUGUACGUGCCUCGAAGCUACUACCUUGCAUACCAAAUCGGCGUCGGUCGUGUAACACCCGCCCCGGGAACUAUUACUAACCUGGCCGGUAUAGAUGACAUGACCAAAGUCCGCGGCAAAGCACCCACCGGGGGACCCGGGGGUGACCGAGCCGAGCGAGCUGGCGAGAAAGCCGGCCUGGAAACGAAUCUGAACCUUGAUGAGGCUGUAUGAAUGCGUCCCAAUGCACCUUUACCUCCCCCAUCCGCCUUCUCAGAUGUUAACAGUGAAAUAGGCCUACAACCCUAAGACCAAAGACACCGACCUCGCAUCCCAGGCGCAGCGGAAGCUAGAUGACCUCGGCCAGGCUGGUAAGGACCAGGCGGC
Messenger RNA from Aspergillus versicolor CBS 583.65, 456 nucleotides. RefSeq lists its product as uncharacterized. Lineage: Eukaryota; Fungi; Ascomycota; Eurotiomycetes; Eurotiales; Aspergillaceae. The transcript has a single exon. The record is from RefSeq and is a predicted model, not a curated record. Bases 91 to 303 code for a protein of 70 amino acids.